GUCUUCAGAGGGCCUGCACGAGUUGUGGACGGAGACACUCUAGAGAUUGCAGGGGAGCGCGUGAGGCUCCUUGGGAUAGAUGCUCCAGAAAAGGGUCAGAUGUGCCAGGAUGCGCAAGGGAGUGGAUAUGAGUGCGGGGUGGUCGUCAAGGACGCCCUUACCAGGCAAAUAGGCUCCUCGCCAAUCGAGUGUCAAGCCGAGUCGCGCGACAUGUAUGGGCGUAAUGUAUCAAAGUGUGACGCCCCUGGCACUGGCGAUCUGGGGACAUGGCUCGUGUCCAAUGGAUAUGCUGUCGCGUACAGGCAGUAUUCAAAGGAAUAUGUGGCCUUGGAGGAAUCCGCUGAAGCAGCUCACCGAGGGAUAUGGGCAGGCAGCUUCCAAGAACCAGCAGAAUGGAGGAGGGAACACAAGCGAAAAAAUGCUGCUGGACACAACAGGACCUCGGAAGGAUCUUCCUUCACAUCAGGCAACUUCUUUUCAUGCAGAGCAGACACUGACCAGUCAUCAAAAUGCGCAAUCAAGGGCAACAUCUCUUCUUAUGGCAAGAUCUAUCACGUGCCGGGGAGCAAUGCUUAUGAAUCUGUGCGCAUCAAUGUCUCUUCUGGUGAGCGCUGGUUUUGCUCUAGAGAGGAGGCAGAGCAAGCUGGCUGGCGGGCAUCA
Coccomyxa subellipsoidea C-169 is the source of this 660-nucleotide messenger RNA. Its product is annotated as putative nuclease domain protein. The record is from RefSeq and is a predicted model, not a curated record. Gene Ontology annotation, biological process: mRNA catabolic process. NCBI's taxonomy places the organism in Eukaryota, Viridiplantae, Chlorophyta, Trebouxiophyceae, Coccomyxaceae. The transcript has 5 exons. Gene Ontology annotation, cellular component: nucleus; cytosol. Gene Ontology annotation, molecular function: nuclease activity; RNA binding. The annotation marks the transcript as partial.